AUGGUGUAUACUCAUAGCUCAACAUUAGAGUCCAAGUGUGCCAAAGAGACAACGAAGAUUCAGAAUCUAGAAGCAAUGACGGCAGACGAAAGAACUAGAGGAACGGAGAAGCCACUGAGUGCGACAAGAAAACAAGACGCUAAAGAAAAAGAAGCGAGCGCCUCUAGUACUUUGGUCAACGACAAAGCUUCAAGAGGAAGCAUUGCCGACGAUAGUGGGCGUUACUUUGGACCCUCUCCUACGAAAAACCUACCUGCCGAAAAGUAUACCUCUUUUGUGAAGUUGGCAGGACAGUACGAGUUUCAGAAACUGGCAUUAUAUGAAGAGCCUGUACUGCGCAUUUUCGAUCCGCGCUUAGAAAUUGAGGUGUACACCGAUGCUUUGAUGGAUGGCUAUAGUGCAGUUUUAAUGCGAAAAUGUGCGAAAGACGGGAUGAUGCAUCCGUGUUUUUAUUUCAGCAGAGCGACGACUGACGUAGAACGAAAGUGUCGUGGCUACGAUUUAGAAGUUAUUGCCGUAGUUUAUGCCGCAAAAAAGUUUAGGUCAUAUUUGUUCGGACGAUCAUUUAAAAUCGUUACGAAUUGCAUUGCUUUUAAGCAGACAAUUAACAAAAAAGAAGUAAACAACCGCGCUAGGAGAUAG
This is a messenger RNA of Belonocnema kinseyi, 642 nucleotides long. RefSeq lists its product as uncharacterized. Bases 1 to 642 code for a protein of 213 amino acids. The record is from RefSeq and is a predicted model, not a curated record. NCBI's taxonomy places the organism in Eukaryota, Metazoa, Arthropoda, Insecta, Hymenoptera, Cynipidae. The transcript has 2 exons.